AUGGUGUCCCAGACUUCACAGCUUGUCAAGCUACCACGCGAGCUUCUGGACAACGUCACCAGCUCGUUGCCCACACAGGACUUCAACACACUUCGCCUCGCCUGCAAGGACCUCGAGACCCAACUCUUCGAAUACUGGGCCAAUUGCUUUUUCAAGAAGAGGCAGUUCAUGAUUGAUGAAUUCUCUCUGCAGACUCUUGUCGACAUUUCACGUCAUGAUGCCCUGUCCAAGGUCAUGACUCACCUCGUCAUUGGUCUUGAUGAGAUGCGAGCUUUCAGCAGCCAAUCAUCACACCUGCAUUCCUUCGUCGAGUUUGAUCGAUGGCGAGCUGCUGACUGUGCCCAGAAGGCCCUUCUUUAUGGAGGUGGCGCAGCCGAUCUUCUGUCACAAGCCUUUGUCAACCUACCGAAUCUCAAGAUCAUUGAUAUUCGUGACUUCAACUCCAACACUCGCUAUCGAGAUGCCGCCCCUGGCAAAGGGGUGCCUCAAUGGCGCUCCUAUGGCUCAUCCCACUAUCAGCAGUGGUCCCGUGAAACGCCCUGGCUCAUGAGUCUCAAUUCUCCGACAAACUUCACUGACACAGUAUUCCUUGUCGUUCUUACUGCCGUUUCCCGAUGCUCAACAACGGUGCAGAAUCUAGAAGUCAUUCUACGCAAUCGGCAGAUUCAUCUUGGAGACGAUGCGUUCAGCAUCUCUCGUGUUCCGGACAACCGCCUGGCCAACACCCUUCGUGGUCUUACCAAACUGCAUCUUGACCUGGAUGCGCGUGGCUCAUGGAUGUCUGGACGCCAAUACCCUCUGAGAAUGGUCAUGCCUGAGCACGACUGGUUCGAUCCACACACUGCAUAUCUGCGACGUUUCCUUGCGCUUACACCCAGCGUCACAUGGCUCAGGCUGAACUUCACUCCCUACCAUGGCAGCUCGUCAAUCACCUCUCCCUCAAGGCUGAUCGCGUGGCUGGGGCUGAAAUCCGACUAUGCCCCCCCAUCAGAUGCACCCUGGAGGGAAGGUAAUCCGCCCCCUGUCACGCUCCCGUUACAAAGGUUGGACCUUGGAAAUCUCACAACAACUUCGGCUACCCUUCGUGGACUGCUCAAAAAGUUUGAGAACCUCGAGCACAUCAGCAUGAGGGCUGUUUGGUUGCGAGAUCCUGCGGCCACCUCUGACUCGCAUCUGCACCACACAGACAACAAUGGUGACUGUUUGUGGGCGAGAGUCAUUCGCAGCCUCCAUCACACCAACCCAAAACUGAAGCAGGUCGAACUGGAUAACGUCUUGCAAGAAACAUCUGGCAAACGCAACGCCAUCGUUUUCUACAACGAAGACAAGCCUGCGGAGUAUGCUGUUUCCACCAAAACCCGAGUCAUUGAUACCACAACCUUAGAGCGGCUCGCUGAAAACACCUGGACCGAAACCCGCUGGUACAAAUCGCAACGAAAUGGUGAAAGCAUGGAUGAGGAUUCACUGGAUGAGGACUCAGCGGACGUUGACAUCGACGAUGAACUAGAGAUAGACACCGACGGAGGUGAGGCAGAUGAGUGA
Diaporthe citri is the source of this 1542-nucleotide messenger RNA. RefSeq lists its product as uncharacterized. The record is from RefSeq and is a predicted model, not a curated record. Gene Ontology annotation, molecular function: protein binding. The transcript is spliced from 2 exons. Bases 1 to 1542 code for a protein of 513 amino acids. Lineage: Eukaryota; Fungi; Ascomycota; Sordariomycetes; Diaporthales; Diaporthaceae.